AUGUACGAAGACCUCAAUCAAGAUUGGGGUGCUUUUGCCGGAGGACAUGUGCUGCCCACUGUACGCAGCAGACGCGCCGAGCACGUGCCGGUUAUCAGCAGCACGCACUGCUUUCAGCGCCACCCCGCGGAUCACCACGGCUCCCUAGCCGGAUACAGCAACGAGAUCAGGGAUCCGCUUAAUCUGCUAGACAAACCCGGACCUGAUGUCACCGCCGCCAGCGCCACCACCGCCGACAGCGGGCAGACGUAUGGCAGAACGGCGUUAUGCAGCGCCACCUCCCGGCUGUGCGCGGCGGCUGCCGAUAGAGAGGCUUGCCUGCACGUGACGAGAGAGCGGGAGACGGCCCACUGUCAGCUUAUAGCAGAUGACUUCAUACAGAUAGCAAUGGAGGGAGAAGUAAGUCCUCCAGCCACCGGAUCCUGCACAUACGUUGACAACCACGGCCUGCCUUCUAUAUCGAAUGUUUUUAUGAGCUAAACUCUUUAAAAAAUCAAGUCAAUUAAUAAGUAAUCGAAUCGUUAUUCUGCUGUGGUAAAAUAUUUAUUUCUGCGUGCGUGCGUGUGCGUGCGUGCGUGUGCGUUAUGAUGAAGUAGUUUAAUUACGAGCAAUGUAAAAUCUUGACAUGUGACGUUAUAAAAGUAUAGCUUUUGUGCUGGAAACUAGUUUCGUUUUAUACUUUUGUAC
Molecule: messenger RNA, 687 nt
Organism: Priapulus caudatus
Lineage: Eukaryota; Metazoa; Priapulida; Priapulimorpha; Priapulimorphida; Priapulidae
Exons: 4
Coding region: 1-480 (159 amino acids)
Source: RefSeq, a predicted model, not a curated record